Symbiodinium natans is the source of this 366-nucleotide messenger RNA. The record is from the annotation of a GenBank genome assembly. Lineage: Eukaryota; Dinophyceae; Suessiales; Symbiodiniaceae.
AUGGGCAAGCCUAAGGAGGAGAAGAAGGCCAAGACCCCCAAGGAGCCAGUUACCCGCGAUUACACCAUCCACCUGCACAAGCACAUGCAAAAGAUCUCCUUCAAGAAGCGCGCUCCCCGGGCCGUGCGGGUCGUCCGCCUCUUUGCCAGCAAGGUGAUGGCGACCAAGGAUGUGCGCAUCGACACCAAGCUGAACAAGUUCCUGUGGAGCAACGGCAUCCGCAACGUUCCUCGCCGUGUGCGCGUUCGGCUCUCACGGAAGCGCAACGAGGAUGAAGAUGCCAAAGAGAAGAUGUUCACUUUGAUCCAGCACGUGCCGGUGGAGAGCUUCAAGGGUCUGCAGACGGAGAACGUCAGGGAUGAGUGA